AUGCCUUUCGGAACUAUUAAGACCUCGGAAUUUUCGAAGAAUAUUCCUAUACAUUCACUACCGUACUUCAUCCAGCGCUGUAAAGUUCUACUUCCUGAAGAGUUUGAGAUUGAAGAUGAGCCAGUUGCAAAGGCUGUGCUGUUGCGAUACGGCAUGGCUAGAACCGGGGCCUAUCACGAGUUUAUUCAUCAAAUCGAAGUCAAAUUCCAAGGCAAAGUUUAUGACUAUGCCGUCUCAUUGAUUCUGGACAACGAAGCUGCCAUUUACGGUGGCAGGGAGGAGGUUUGGUAUUCCCAAAACCUUUGUCCUAAGCUGGGCGAACCACCAUCUAUACGGGAGUUCAUACCAAUAUACAUGGAUUUUGAGAGAGGCGAGGUUUGGACAGGCGAAGGGUCUUUGGCUUAUUCAGGAUUCUCAGACUUCGACCCGCUACACAAAUUACCCGUCCUCCGGUAUGAAAGUGCGACCCUUGUUCGACGAGCAGAAGCGCGUAUGCGCCCUGUCACUGAAGUCUUCAAGGUCUAA
This is a messenger RNA of Fonsecaea nubica, 525 nucleotides long. RefSeq lists its product as hypothetical. The record is from RefSeq and is a predicted model, not a curated record. The transcript has 3 exons. Gene Ontology annotation, molecular function: lyase activity. The coding region runs from base 1 to 525 and encodes 174 amino acids. Lineage: Eukaryota; Fungi; Ascomycota; Eurotiomycetes; Chaetothyriales; Herpotrichiellaceae.